AUGGCUUGGCUAUCAACGCACGCCGAGAGUCGCCGCCGCGACCGCUCUCGGGCGGGGGAGGAGGGAGGGAGGGGGCGGGGAAGGCCGCACCGCCGCGCUGGGGAGCCGCCGCCGGAUCCCACGCAGCCUCCAGCUGUCGGGGAAACUCCUGCCUGGGCGCACGUGACCUCCGCCGGCCAACCAGCAGCCGCGCCGGAGACUUCAAACGCGGCCAGCGCGGCCCAGCACCCGCGGCGAGUUAGCUGGCGGGCGGUGCGGGGGUGGCCGCGGUGGCCGCAGCUGCCUCGGGCGCCGGCGCCGCCUCUCCGCGCUGUUCCCCCGUUGCCCCCUUGGUACCCCCGGCUGCCGGGGACUGCCUCGCGCUCCAGAGCCCCUCUGAGGAGGAAAACGUCUGUCCCACCGACUGGCAGGGGAUGCUCCGUCAUCCCGUGCGAAGCCCGGUCCAAGGUAGGGCCGGCCGGCGUUCGGAGGACUGUCCAGGUCUGGACAGAAGUGCCAGCCCGGGGUCUCCAGGUUUACAUCAAGUCCGAAUUCAUGGAAAAUAAUUUUAUAGCUAAACUACAUAGGAAAUAAUACAGUCAGAAGCCCAGGAUUCUCAGCCUGCUUCUCCUGUUUCUUAGCUGAUAGACCUUGGAAGUAUUGCUUAAUUUCUGUAAUUCUCAACGUUUUCAUAUUCUGAAUGGCAUCUAUAUGAGAUUGUUGUGCGAUUAAUAAUAACAUUUUUUGGCCGGGCGCGGUGGCUCACGCGUGUAAUCCCAGCACUUUGGGAGGCCGAGGCGGGCGGAUCACCCGACGUCAGGAGUUCACAAGACCAGCCUGGCCAACGUGGCGAAACCCCAUCUCUAUUAAAAAAUACAAAAAUUAGCCAGCUGUGGUGGCGGGCGCCUGUAAUCUCAGCUACUCGGGAGGCUGAGGUAGGAGAAUCGCUUGAACCCGAGAGUCAGAGGUUGCUGUGAGCCGAGAUCGUGCCACUGCACUCGAGCUUGGGCGACAGAGCGAGACUCCGCCUCUAAGUAAAUAAAUAAAUAACAUUUUUUUGAGCACUAUGUGCCAGGCACUUUGUAAAUCCCUGCGCAUAGAUGCAUAUUUUAAAGGACUCAAAGUACUAUGCACAUGGCCUCAUCGACUGCAGAUGCUCUUCGAUUUAGAAAGGGGACACUUCCCGAUAAAUUCACCUUAAAUAGAAAAUAUUGUAAAUUGAAAAUGCAUUUGGUACACCGAUAAACCCAUCGUAAAGUAGAAAAAUCGUAAGUCGAGCCAUUGUAAAUCCGUAGUCUAGCCCUUCAUUUUAAAGACAAGGCAAUUAGGGCCCAGGUUAAAGGGUUUUUCUUUGAUGAGCAGGCCAGGGUUAGAGCUCAGGUAUCCUAUUGGUCUUUCACCGCAUCUUCUUUCUGAUUAACCAAAUCACUCCAUUUACAUAGCAGUCUCUAAACUCGUUGUACCAUCUGUACUUUUUGCAAAUGUAGCUUCUCAUGAUUCAGACCCAAAUUCGGAAACCAGGAACCAUGAGGAGUAUGAUUGAGGCACGUAUACAAGAGAACCAGAUUUAAGGCCUAGUCUUUAACCUCUCAGUAAUGCAGUGGGUAAACUCAGCUAAGUCACUUCCUUUUUUUCAUAUGUAAAAUAAAGGAGUUAAAACUAUUAUCACAACUAAGGUCCCUUGCAAGUCUAAGGCAUUGUGAUGUUUUUAAAUGCCUCAACUGGAUGGAUCCUCAAAUAGACUGACAAGAACUGCUCUACUUGCAAAAGUGAUGGCAACAAUGUAUUUUUAAAUAAAAAGGAAACUAAAUCAAGCACUCUAAAAAUCCCCCAUGCUGCAAAUCACCAUUUCACUAGAUUGUAACCUCCCUCACUAAAAAGCAAGCCGCACCUCUAAAUCAUGAACAAAAAGCACAAUAACUUUUGUUGCCUUUAUUGCUGCAUCUCCAGCCCCUAGAACAGUGUGACACAUAGUGGGCACUCAAUAAAUAUUCUGAGAAUAAAUACAUCUACUUAUAGUCAGGUUAGCAAGCACCUGUAUUCCCAGCUACUUGGGAGGCUGAGUCAGGAAGAUAACUUGGGCCCCGGAGUUCGAGACCAGCCUGAGCAACAAAGCCAAGACCCUGUUUCUAAACUAAAUAAUCAAUACAUUCACUUGUGUUACAAUUGUUGAAUGAGAUUUUUUUCUUUCAUAUUGGGAUUUACGAACUGUUAGGUAUAUUGCGUGCAGUGGAUGGUCAAUAAAUGCCAGAAUUAACAUUUAUCCUUCAAAAUGAACUUUACAACUCCGCACAUCCUUGUCAAUGAACCAGGAACCUAGUUUUUGUGGAGCACAGAAUCUUAUGCCCUUGCACUAUACCAACUGCCUCCCAUUUAUGGGUGUUUCUCUUAAAAAAAAAUCUCUGCCCCUACUCGGCUUACGUGGAGACAGUAGUACAGGAGGUACUCCUCCCAUUUCACCACAAAAAGUCACACCUUUCCUAAAGUGUUUACUAGCUGUAAGAGUGGCUGUUGUGGAGAAAACAUCUUUUUAUUACUAAAGUGGCCCAGGUUCUUAACCAAUCAGGUGUCUUUUCAAUACAGUAACAGAGUUCAGUACUUUAGAAAUGUUAAUUCAUUACAGUCACUUGUAAAGUGACAAACACUAACGACCGUUUUAACAAUUUAACAAGUGUUGAAGUUUUCUGAUGAUUUACUUUUUUUGUUGUUUAUUUUUUUGUGUGUUUGUUUGUUUUUUUGUUUUUGUGUGUGUGUGAGAGAGAGUCUCACUCUAGUGCCCGGGCUGUAGUACAGUGGUGUGAUCAUAGGUCACUAAAGCCUUGAACUCCUGGGCUCCAGCGAUUCUCCUGCCUCAGCCUUCUGAAGUGUUGGGAUUCCAGGCUUGAGCCACUGUGCCUGGCCUUACCUUAAUGUUUAAAAGGUAAAUGAGGGCAGAGCAGUGUCUCAUGCCUGUAAUCCCAAUACUUUGGGAGGCCAAGGUGGGCAGAUAUCUUGAGCUCAGGAGUUCAACACUAGCCUGGGCCAUAUGGGGAAACCCUGUCUCUACAAAAAAUACAAAAAUUAGCCGGGUGUGGUGGCAUGCACCUGUAGUCCCAGCUACUUGGGAGGCUGAGGUGGGAGGAUCACUUGAAUCCAGGAAGCAGAGGUUGCAGUGAGCCAAGAUCACACCACUGCACUCUAUCCUGGGUGACAGAAUGAGGCUCUGUCUCAAAAAAAAAAAAAAAAAAAAAGUAAAGCAAUCUUUACUUUCCCCAGUUACUGAGGAAGCUGAGAGCUGAGGCAGGAAGGAUCACUUGAACCCAGGAGCUGUGGACUGUAGUGUGCUAUACUAUUCGGGUGUCUGCACUAAGUUCGCCAUCAAUAUGGUGACUUCCCAAGAGUGAGGGGCCACCAGGUUGCCUAAGGAGGGGUGAACUGGCCCAAGUCAGAAACUGAGCAGGUCAAAACUCCCGUGCAGCACUGGGCGCAGUGGCUUACACCUGUAAUCCCAGCACUUUGGGAGGCUGAGGCAGGCGGAUCACCUGAGGUCAGGAGUUCAAGACUAGCCUGGCCAACAUGGUGAAACCCCAUCUCUACUAAAAAAUACAAAAAUUAUCCAGGCGUGGUGGCACAUGCCUGUAAUCCCAGCUACUCGGGAGGCUGAGGCAGGGAGAAUUGCUUGAACCUGGGAGGCAGAGGUUGCAGUGAGCUGAGAUUGCGCCAUUGCACUGCAGCCUGAAUGACAGAGUAUGACUCUGUCUGAAAAACAGAAACAAAAAACUCCCAUGCUGAUCAGCUGUGGGAUCAUGCCUGUGAAUAGACACUGCACUCCAGCCUAGGCAACAUGGUGGGGACUAUGUCUCUAUAAAAUAAAUAAAUUAAAAUUAAAGUAAUCCCUAGGCUAUUGAUAUAAUAAUAUCCGUUUCCGUUCCAAUAUGCUUCCUAGGAGAGACUGGAGUAGGUACUGAAAUUGUGCAUGUGAUCCUGUUUACACGUGAACAGUAAUCUGUUCUUUCUGGAGAUGAAUAAAAAGAUUGAGAGUCGGUCGUAGAUCAAGAGACUGACAGUGUGGGCGAGGUGCAGUGGUUCACACCUAUAAUCCCAGCACUUUCAGAGGCCAAGGCAGGAGGGUCUCUUGAGCUCAGGAGUUUAAGACCAGCCUGGGCAACAUAGCAAAACUUCAUUUCUACUAAAAAUAAAAAAAAAAAUUAGCCUGGUGUGGUGGUGCAUGUCUGUAGUCCCAGCUACUUGGGAGGCUAAGGUGGGAGGAUCAUUUGAGCCCAGAAGGUCGAGGCUGCAGUGAGCUAUGAUAGUGCCACCGCACUGCAGCCUGGGCAACAGAGUGAGACCCUGUCUCAAAAAAUUAAAAAUAGCUCUCCCUCUCCCUCUCCCUCUCCCUCUCCCUCUCCCCUUUCCACGGUCUCCCUCUCCCUCUCCCCUUUCCACGGUCUCCGUCUCAUGCCGAGCCAAAGCUGGACUGUGCUGCUGCCAACUCGGCUCACUGCAACCUCCCUGCCUGAUUCUCCUGCCUCAGCCUGCCGAGUGCCUGUGAUUGCAGGUGCGCGCCGCCACGCCUGACUGGUUUUCGAAUUCUUUUGGUGGAGACGGGGUUUCGCUGUGUUGGCCGGGCUGGUCUCCAGCUCCUAACCGCGAGUGAUCCGCCAGCCUCGGCCUCCCGAGGUGCCGGGAUUGCAGACGGAGUCUCGUUAACUCAGUGCUCAAUGGCGCCCAGGCUGGAGUGCAGUGGAGUGAUCUCGGCUCGCUACAACCUCCACCUCCCAGCCGCCUGCCUUGGCCCCCCAAAGUGCAGAGAUUGCAGCCUCUGCCCGGCCGCCACCCCGUCUGGGAAGUGAGGAGCGUCUCUGCCUGGCCGCCCAUCGUCUGGGAUGUGAGGAGCCCCUCUGCCUGGCUGCCCAGUCUGGAAAGUGAGGAGCGUCUCUGCCCGGCCGCCAUCCCACCUGGGAAGUGGAGGACCGCCUCUUCCCGGCCGCCAUCCCAUCUAGGAAUUGAGGAGCGUCUCUGCCUGGCCGCCCAUCGUCUGAGAUGUGGGGAGCGCCUCUGCCCCGCUGCCCCGUCUGGGAUGUGAGGAGCGCCUCGGCCCGGCCGCAACCCCGUCUGGGAGGUGAGGAGCAUCUCUGCCCAGCCGCCCCGUCUGAGAAGUGAGGAGACCCUCCACCUGGCAACCGCCCCGUCUGAGAAGUGAGGAGCCCCUCUGCCCAGCUGCCACCCCGUCUGGGAAGUGAGGAGCGUCUCCGCCCGGCAGCCACCCCGUCUGGGAGGGAGGUGGGGGUCAGCCCCCGCCAGGCCAGCCGCCCCGUCCGGGAGGGAGGUGGGGGGGUCAGCCCCCCGCCCGGCCAGCCACCCGUCCGGGAGGUGAGGGGCGCCUCUGCCCGGCCACCCCCACUGGGAAGUGAGGAGCCCCUCUGCCCGGCCACCACCCCGUCUGGGAGGUGUACCCAGCAGCUCAUUGAGAACGGGCCAUGAUGACAAUGGCGGUUUUAUGGAAUAGAAAAGGGGGCAAGGUGGGGAAAAGAUUGAGAAAUCGGAAGGUUGCUGUGUCUGUGUAGAAAGAAGUAGACAUGGGAGACUUUUCAUUUUGUUCUGUACUAAGAAAAAUUCUUCUGCCUUGGGAUCCUGUUGAUCUAUGACCUUACCCCCAACCCUGUGCUCUCUGAAACAUGUGCUGUGUCCACUCAGGGUUAAAUGGAUUAAGGGCGGUGCAAAAUGUGCUUUGUUAAACAGAUGCUUGAAGGCAGCAUGCUCGUUAAGAGUCAUCACCACUCCCUAAUCUCAAGUACCCAGGGACACAAACACUCUGCCUAGGAAAACCAGAGAGCUUUGUUCACUUGUUUGUCUGCUGACCUUCCCUCCACUACUGUUCUAUGACCCUGCCAAAUCCCCCUCUGCGAGAAACACCCAAGAAUGAUCAAUUAAAAAAAAAAAUUAUAAAUAAAAAAAGGAGACUGACAGCAGGAUCUCAGAGACCCUAGAUCUUCUGGUUAGUCUUGAGUUUAUUAGCCAAACAUAAUAACAACAAUAAAAACUACGUAUUGAUGUUGUAUAUAGUUAUUAGGCAACAGGAGCUAAUACCUGAAAUGAGAAGUACCAUCUGGUUUAUUAACUGGAAUUUGAGAGAAAAUGGGGUACCUAAGGGAGAAAUGAGCUGUAAACCUUCCCUGAGAGCAGGAGCUCAAAGUAUAAUAGUAAGCUACAGUGGUAAAACCAAUCACAUUUUGAAAGAUGGAUU
Messenger RNA from Gorilla gorilla gorilla (western lowland gorilla), 6205 nucleotides. RefSeq lists its product as uncharacterized. Lineage: Eukaryota; Metazoa; Chordata; Mammalia; Primates; Hominidae. The record is from RefSeq and is a predicted model, not a curated record. The transcript has 3 exons. Bases 1 to 573 code for a protein of 190 amino acids.